Molecule: messenger RNA, 690 nt
Organism: Symbiodinium sp. CCMP2592
Lineage: Eukaryota; Dinophyceae; Suessiales; Symbiodiniaceae
Source: the annotation of a GenBank genome assembly
AUGGCUGAGGUGGACUUGCCAAAGGUGACCAACAACGGUGAGCCGUCCUAUUCUGCCAAGCGCCGUGCUGCCAAGAAGGCGCGUGACAAGAAGUGGGCCGAAGGUUCUGCGGCACUCUCACCUGCUCCGGAGCCUGUGCCGGGAAACGUGCCGAAGGCCAACGCUGCAGCCACUCCGGAGCCAAAGGCAGUGCUGCCCUUGGCCCUGAGCAGCGCAGCUCGCUCCCUCAUGGGAAAACACAAGGAGAAGCCGGCUAAGCCGGAGCCGAAGGGCCCUAUGGUCGUGCCCGUGGCGUCGCAGGCGAAGGAAAAGGAGAUUUUGGACGGCGCCGGAGAGGCGCAGCUGCAGCAGCAUGAACUUUGGCUCCAACUCCUUUCUGCAGAGGUCAGCGAGCUGCGCCGGCACGGGAUUCAACAGGCACGGUUUGUCGAGCAUCUCUCCUUGGAGAACUCUGAGCUUCGCUCCAUGCUGUGUCAGAUCCUUUCUUCCGGGCGCGGGAUGGAGGCCGAGGCCAGUCAAACCGACACAAAUUCGGCCCUUGAUGCCAUGACCGCUGCCGGGAGCAAAGCACCUCACGAGAUCAUGGGUGUCGAUGCGGUUCACAGCCUCGACGAUCGAAGCCUCCGAAAGCAGGGAAGCUCCACUGCGCGAGACGUGCUGGAAGCGCGCGAGGCGGAGCCCGAGGUAUGA